This is a messenger RNA of Fusarium poae, 285 nucleotides long. RefSeq lists its product as uncharacterized. The record is from RefSeq and is a predicted model, not a curated record. The transcript is spliced from 2 exons. NCBI's taxonomy places the organism in Eukaryota, Fungi, Ascomycota, Sordariomycetes, Hypocreales, Nectriaceae. The coding region runs from base 1 to 285 and encodes 94 amino acids.
AUGAUUGAGCGGGUAACAGGUUGCAGCCAUAUAAGCUGUCCAUGCGGGCAUGAGUUCUGUAUUCGCUGUGGACAUACAUUCAUAAAUUCCGGUUAUCAGUGUUGUCGCGAGACAGUUGCCUUGUAUGAUAUGGUUGCUGAGGCCGCAAGGGACGCCCUAUUCCGAGGGCCGACUUGGUUGGACAGCCUGUGGAUUCCUAUUCGGAGGGUGCUUAACAUGUUCAGAGUUCGCGAUGAUGGGAUGAUCCGAGAUAAUGAUCCUAGAUCUCCAAACCGUGAGAUCUAA